Messenger RNA from Dissoconium aciculare CBS 342.82, 1095 nucleotides. RefSeq names its product DUF1295-domain-containing protein. The record is from RefSeq and is a predicted model, not a curated record. NCBI's taxonomy places the organism in Eukaryota, Fungi, Ascomycota, Dothideomycetes, Mycosphaerellales, Dissoconiaceae. The transcript has 2 exons. Gene Ontology annotation, cellular component: membrane. The coding region runs from base 1 to 1095 and encodes 364 amino acids.
AUGCCGAUCAUCGCCACAGCUCUGGCGUCUCUGCCAGUCGUCACUUCGGCGACUGACUUCGCAACAUAUGAGACGUCCUUUGGACAAUUUCUGCCGCAACUUUACGCACUUCCCAACGAGAUAUACGCUCACAUUGGCGACGUCGAGGCGCUCAAGACAAUUUACCUCACCACAAAUCCCGCGAUUUUCGGUCUCGCGAUUGCAAUUGCCCUGUGCCCCAUCUUCUUGAUCGUCUCCGAAAUCAACCGGAACUACAGUCAGGUGGACCGAUGCUGGAGUCUCUUGCCAACCCUGUUCCAUAUCCACUUAGCUAUUUGGACACGAUUAAACGGGUUGCCGACUGACAGGAUCGAUACUGUCGCCAUCUUCAGUCUUCUAUGGUCCACUCGUCUGACUUUCAACUACUGGCGUCGUGGAGGCUACAAAAUUGGUAGCGAGGACUACCGCUGGAUGCUGAUCAAGGACCAAAUCGGCUCCUUCGCAUUCUUCAUUCUGAACGUGACCUUCACAUCCUCUCUACAAGUCAUCCUGCUUUGGUCUGUCACUCUGCCUUCGUACCUUAUCCUCCUGGCUUCGCGCAUCGAGCCCGCGCUCACGACAUACGACUUGAUCAUCAGCCGUGUCCUCAUGGGACUUGUCGUGGUUGAAUACUUCGCCGAUCAGCAGCAGUGGGAUUACCACAAGGCGAAACAUGAAUACCAGAAGACUGCCAAGGUGCCAACCGGCUGGGUCAGGUCGCAGCUCGAGCGCGGCUUCAACACCACCGGACUGUGGAAGUACAGCAGACAUCCCAACUUCGCCGCCGAGCAAACGAUCUGGGUCAUUCUAUACCAGUGGGGAUGCUUUGCGUCUGGCACCAUGUACAACUGGACUGCCGUUGGCAUGAUCGGUUAUUUGUUGGUCUUCCAGGGAAGCACCCCGCUCACUGAGGGCAUCAGCGGCGGCAAGUACCCCGAAUACAAACUCUACCAGGAGCGUGUGGGCAAGUUUCUCCCCUCGAUCCUUGGCAAAGGUUGGAACGAGGAGGAAGCUGUGAAGAUUGGACCGAAGUAUGUCGAGGCUGCCAAGAAGAAGGCUGCCAACAAGAGCAAGUGA